Sorghum bicolor (sorghum) is the source of this 744-nucleotide messenger RNA. Lineage: Eukaryota; Viridiplantae; Streptophyta; Magnoliopsida; Poales; Poaceae. The record is from the annotation of a RefSeq genome assembly.
AUGAAUAUUACACCAUGUUCCAUUAAAACACUCAAGGGGUUAUAUGAUAUAUCGGGUGUAGAAGUAGGCCAACACUUCUAUUGGCAAAUAGGGGGUUUCCAAAUUCAUGCCCAAGUACUCAUCACUUCUUGGUUCGUAAUUACUAUUUUGCUAGGUUCAGUUAUCAUAGCUGUUCGGAAUCCACAAACCAUCCCGACCGAUGGUCAGAAUUUCUUCGAAUAUGUCCUUGAGUUUAUUCGAGACUUGAGCAAAACUCAGAUUGGAGAAGAAUAUGGUCCCUGGGUUCCCUUUAUUGGAACUAUGUUCCUUUUUAUUUUUGUUUCGAAUUGGUCAGGCGCUCUUUUACCUUGGAAAAUUAUAGAGUUACCCCAUGGGGAAUUAGCAGCGCCCACGAAUGAUAUAAAUACUACUGUUGCUUUAGCUUUACUAACAUCAGCGGCAUAUUUUUAUGCGGGUCUUAGCAAAAAAGGAUUGAGUUAUUUCGAAAAAUAUAUUAAACCAACCCCAAUCCUUUUACCUAUUAACAUCCUAGAAGAUUUCACAAAACCGUUAUCACUUAGUUUUCGACUUUUCGGAAAUAUAUUGGCGGAUGAAUUAGUCGUUGUUGUUCUUGUUUCUUUAGUCCCCUUAGUAGUCCCUAUACCGGUCAUGUUUCUUGGAUUAUUUACAAGCGGUAUUCAAGCUCUUAUUUUUGCAACGUUAGCCGCAGCCUAUAUAGGUGAAUCCAUGGAAGGUCAUCAUUGA